AUGGACUCUAGUGACAACUUGCAACCGCAGGCCAUUGGCCUGAUCUUUGCCUUUCCGUGCUUUGCGAGUGUGGCUGUGGCUCUCCGGCUUUACAGUCGCAUGUUGACAAAGUCGUUUGCUGCAGAUGACUGGGUUAUAUGUGUCGCGAUGAUCCUGUAUUGGGCGGAGACAUUUACAUCUUAUAAAGUGAUCAUUUACACGUACAUCGGAUAUAACGUUUGGGAAAUCCCCACUGAUCAUCCCGCCAUUCUUGGUAGCAAAUAUACCUACGCGACCGAGCUCAUCUACAACCCCAUUUUGGCCCUCGUCAAGACCUCCAUCCUGCUGUUCCUGUUACGCCUAACCGGCCAGAAAAAGUCUGUGCGCUUAGCAAUCUGGGGACUCUUGAUUGUGAACGGCAUCGCCGCUAUCAUCACAUUUUUUCUCGCUGUUUUCCGAUGCGUGCCGGUCGCCGCUAAUUGGGAUUUAAUCUCAUAUCCCAAUGCGAAGUGUCUCAAUUUUGCAGAUUUCGUCACCGGCACGGGCUCAAUCUCCAUUUUCACCGACAUUCUGGCUUUAACAUUGCCGACCUGGAUUGUAUAUCACCUUCAGAUGCAAUGGAAUCAGAAAUUGAUGCUGAUUGGUAUUUUGUCAUUGGGUCUUUUGACUGUGGUCGCUGGCAUUGUUCGCCUCAUCCUCCUUGACAAAUUCGACCGUCAUAUGCCGGAGAAUUACACGCACUCGGUCCUCUUUUGUGUGUCCACUAUUGAAGUUGGCCUGUCGUUCGUCGCUGCGUGCGCUCCCUCGUUCAAGCCGCUCGUUACUCGGCUCGUCCCGAAGCUCUUCGGGUCGACCCGCACCGGGCCGUAUAACGGCUCUACCAACCGUAGCGGUCGGACACGGCUGGGCUACAAACUCGAGGAAACAUCGAACUUCACAAGUCGCACGCAGGAUCAAGCUGCCACGGCAGUUGGAGCCGGCGAUGGCGAGCUCAGCUACAGUCCCACGAAAUCGAAAGACAAGAAUAUCAUAACUCUAACCACUCAAAUGGAGGUUACUUGGGAUCGGGCUAGUUGCGAGGAGCAGCAAACAAGCAGCACAGAGAGUCUUGUUUACGGAAGAGGGGGCAACAGAGGUUCGAAAUGA
Messenger RNA from Penicillium coprophilum, 1125 nucleotides. RefSeq lists its product as uncharacterized. Bases 1 to 1125 code for a protein of 374 amino acids. The record is from RefSeq and is a predicted model, not a curated record. Lineage: Eukaryota; Fungi; Ascomycota; Eurotiomycetes; Eurotiales; Aspergillaceae. The transcript has 6 exons.